AUGGCUCGCUACACUUCUUUGGUGCGACUGGCCAUGAUGGCUAUAAUGGCUAUCCUGUUGGGCCUUGUAUCUGCUCGCCCAGCAGCCCCAUCGGAGCGUCAUUACUCUCGUGGAAUUAUUCCUCAGUCUCCGAGUACAGAUCCUUUCUAUCAGCCUCCAGCUGGCUAUGAGAAUGAGGAUCCAGGGACAAUUCUGCGCCAACGCAAAAUCGCUGUCGCCUUUCUAGGCUUGAUCCCAGACCCAGUCGAAGCCUAUCAGUUACUAUAUCGCACCACCUCUAUUAAUGGUUCUGCUAUUGCGACAGUGACCACCGUCUUCAAGCCAGUCAACCCCAAGACAGACAGAUUUGUAUCAUUCGCUACAGCCUACGAUAGCUCUGCCUCAAUUUGUGACCCCAGUUACAACUAUCGACUUUUCGCAGCCCAAACAGAUAUUAUCUCCUCCGCUGAACAAUUAGUUCUUCAAGCCUACCUGCUUUUGGGCUACAUUGUGGCAUCUCCUGACUACGAAGGCCCCGACACAGCCUUUGGUGCAGGUCGCCUAGCAGGAAUGGGUGUUUUGGAUAACAUGCGAGCCGUCAGCAACUUCAAAGACCUGGGCCUUUCAACUGCCACGCCUAUGAUUGUCGGUACUGGAUACUCUGGUGGUGCUAUCGCUACUGGAUGGGCAGCUUCCCUGCAGCCCAGCUAUGCGCCCGAGUUGGACAUCAAGGGUUGGGCACAGGGAGGCACUCCUGCCAAUCUUACUGGUACUUUCGUGUUCAUCGAUGAUACACUUUUCAGUGGAUUCCUUCCCACUGCCGUGGUUGGAUUAUCGACGCCAAGUGCCUAUGGUGCUGAGUUGACUCCUCUUCUAAACAAGAUCAUCACAUCAAAGGGUCAAUCCGUUCUUCAAUCUGCUCGAACCAACUGUGCUGUCGGAGACAUAAUUAACUUCGCUGAGCAAUCUCUGCUCUCUACUACCAUACAAACUUUGGGAGACGGUUUACUCUAUGAUCCCACUGUUAAGUCUGUUCUUGACAAGAACAUCAUGGGCCUGGAAAAGAGCGAGACUCCAACUGCACCCGUCUUCGUCUACCAUGCAACACAGGACGAGAUUAUUCCUUACGCUAAUGCUUCAACUCUGGUUGACUCGUGGUGCAGCAAGGGUGCCAACGUUAAAUUCACCACAUUUUCCAAUGGUGGCCAUGCUACAACUGAAGUUGUUGGACUCCCUGAUACCGUCAACUUUGUACAGUCUGCAUUUGCUGGGACUACGGAAAGUGGUUGCAGCACUAGCACUGAGCUAAAUAGCACCCUGAACCCAAUUGCUCUUGGUGUGGAGCUUGAGCCUAUCCUGGUGAAGCUGAUUGAGGUCAUUGCCAUUUUGGGAAAGAGUGACUCUAAUGUCAAGCAGAAUCUUAAUGUGUUGAAGGACGUGGUUAAGUGGUAG
Molecule: messenger RNA, 1431 nt
Organism: Penicillium angulare
Lineage: Eukaryota; Fungi; Ascomycota; Eurotiomycetes; Eurotiales; Aspergillaceae
Exons: 1
Coding region: 1-1431 (476 amino acids)
Biological process (GO): lipid catabolic process
Molecular function (GO): triacylglycerol lipase activity
Source: RefSeq, a predicted model, not a curated record